AACAAGCAAUAAGGUUGAUGAAAGAAUAUCAAAUAGAUGACGACAAUUUUCGAACUUGUGUUAUCAUACCAGACUCAAGUGAAGUAGAAAUAAAAACCGAUGCUACGUCACUUGAUGUGUUUGAUUGGCUAAAACAAGAAGGGAUAUGCCGAAACUUUUUAGUCGAUAAAUGUUCCUCAGAAAUGAAUUGUCAUUUGGUUCACCCACCCACAAAAUCACCAUAUCUUUGGCAGUAUAAAAAAGCAUGCAACAAUGAAGUCUGGAACAACUUUUCAAACGAAAUUAAUUCGAGCAUUGAGAAGAAAUACUGUGACCCAUCUGCUUCCCAGUUUGUAAACGGAAAUCUCCACAUAAUGUUCUCCUCUGGCAUAUCUCCUUGUGGCACAUAUGACGGAUAUAACGUCACUGUACGUCGAUUGUCCACCAUGUCAGCUGUACAGACAGCCGCGGAGGAAGCUUUUAUAUCAACUGAGUGGAAAUGGUAUUGGCAAAUGAAUGUAGAAAAGUGGGAAGAAUACAAGCACAAUGAUAAAUGUAAUCCUUUCGAGAAAGCCUACAUUAAAGGAGAUCAGCAUUGUAAUUUUUCCACCAAUCAGUUCAAGUACAAACUUUAUUUUCAAGAAAUGACACAAGAAAACCAGGACGAAAGAUACCGAACUAAACGAAAUGUGCGAAGACGACCUGUAUUUAAAGAAGCAGAGUUAAUAAGGAAGAAGUUAGCUCUUUCUGCAUUAUACCGCACACCUUCGCAUUGGCCCGUAACCUUCAAACCUGGACAAAGAAUUCCACUACAGGAUGCUGCCAUUAGCAAAAAACUGAAGGACUCGUUUGGAUUAACAAUGUCAUCUUUUCAAGUCAUCACUAUAGAAGAAAUUUGCCAUAGUGCACACUUUGCACAAUUUCAAAUAAAAAAAGAUGAGUUUUCGAAAAGGUUAACCAAUGUUAAUGAGAUGACUUUAUAUCAUGGAACUAGUCACACCGUUAUUGAUCAAAUCUGUGUUCAAAACUUUGACUGGAGAGUAUGUGGAAAGAAUGCUACUCACUUUGGUCAGGGAAGUUAUUUUUCUAAUAACGCAAGUUACAGUCAUAAAUAUUCAACAUCAGAUGCAUCAGGAAUCUUUUAUAUGUUUGUUGCUGAAGUUCUGGUUGGACAGUAUGCUAAGGGUGUUUCUUCGAUGAAGCGUCCUCCAAACUUACCAAACUCUAACGUCGAACUUUACGACAGCUGCGUUAAUGACGUAAACAAUCCAAUAAUUUUUGUCAUCUACGAAAGAGAUCAAUGUUAUCCAAGAUACCUUCUAUCAUACAGACAACGACCGUAUUUUCCUCUACCCGAUAAAUUGAUGCGUCGAUGAAAGGUCCUCCGAAUUGUCAGGUGGACCUUUACGAUACUCGUGGGUAAUGACGGCAACAAUACAAGCAUAUUAAAGAGGUCAAUGUUAUCCAAGAUGCCUACUGUCACACAGACAACGACUAAAAAUUGUUAUGUAAUGUUUUUAUAUUUUCAUCACUUAAAAUGGCAUAUCAUACAAUUUUACUCGUCUUUCACGGAACAAGCACUACUUUAUCAUGCUGGGUAGUUGUAAUAUAUAUCUUCAAAGCAACAUUUUGACACGCCAUAGCACCAAUAUUUGUUAAUCCGAAAUAUGUACUAAUUUUGCGACAAAGAUUUGCAGUAUACUAAUAACCUGAUUCAUAGUUUAAUUCGCAGGUAGUUUAUAAAAGCCAAAGAUUUUCCAGCCACGGACAAAAUUG
This is a messenger RNA of Hydractinia symbiolongicarpus, 1755 nucleotides long. RefSeq names its product protein mono-ADP-ribosyltransferase PARP12-like. Bases 18 to 1355 code for a protein of 445 amino acids. The record is from RefSeq and is a predicted model, not a curated record. The transcript is spliced from 8 exons. Gene Ontology annotation, molecular function: NAD+ poly-ADP-ribosyltransferase activity; metal ion binding. Lineage: Eukaryota; Metazoa; Cnidaria; Hydrozoa; Anthoathecata; Hydractiniidae.